AUGGUGUGUGGGGCACGCUCUGGAGCCGGGAAUGUCGCUGCUGCUUGGGCCGCAGGUCGAAGAACAGAAGGCGGCUGCUUCCUUGUCGGUGAGCUUCAGACAGCGGGCAAGAGCGACAGGCAUGCCCAUUACCCAGCUGGAAAGAGGCAUCUGCUUGUAAUGGGAUAUCCCACUGGCGGAGCUUGGUGAAGCAAAGCCGUGCUGAAGAUGAAGCCAAUGUAAUGUUGGAAUGGAUCAACAGGGAACUGCACAUCAAAGUCUGCUGUCCUAUUGAUUUGGGCAGUGAACUGCCAUGCUGGUUAACUGAAUCACAGGACAGUCCUACUUGUCUGAAAAAUAAUAUCCUAGCACAUACCUCAGAUGGGAAACUUGAUACAGAAAAGAAAACAUUGCAAAACAUGCCAGUAAUAACCACAACCAAGUAUAGAUUUAGAAGAGGAAACUUUGCUACACAAAGAUGAUAUUGUCCAGGAUUCCUCUGCAGGUAUUCCUGGUAUUUCCAAGUUUGCAGAGUUGAAGGACAGAGCCUCUUCUGUUUCUAUAUUAAAUAAGAAGCUGCAGAUGGAACAGAUUCUUGGAUUAGCUAUCAAUCUCAAGAAAAGCAGUAAAAUUUCUUCCUUGCAAAUUGAACAGUGGGAUACCAAAAUAAAGAGUAGAAAUAAUAAACUUUUUAACAAACAUCCUGUUUCCAAGGAUGAUGGAAGCAAAGAAAAUUCUCAGGAAGAGCAGAUGGCUGAAAUAAAGUCAGAUGCAACAUUGGCUGAAACCUGUUCAAAUCCAACACCCCGCAGUACAGUUUGUAUCAGUGCCAUUUUGACUGAUAACAUAGAGCCAUUAAGGAAAGAAUCUUGUGCUGAAAGAAUACCGAAUGGGUAUCUUCCAAGUACACCCAAAGACAGGGCAGAGAAUCCUAGACAAGAGGAACAAUCGCAUAGAUACCAGCCUGGUGAUUCUGCUCACACAGAAUCAAACACUAAAAGACGACAUAGAUGUGAAGAGUGUGGGAAAGGCUUCCUUCAGGUUUGCCACCUGAAAAAACAUCAUUUUGUGCACACUGAUCACAAACCAUUCUUGUGCACGGAAUGUGGCAAGAGCUAUAGUUCAGAAGAGAGUUUCAGAACACAUAUGCUGGGCCACAGCGGGGUACGGCCUUUUCCCUGUCCACAGUGUCACAAAACAUACGGCACCAAGUGUGAUCUUCAAGAACAUCAGGUACUGCAUACAGGCCAACGUCCCUAUGUCUGUCCAGAUUGUGGGAAAUCAUUUGCCCAGCGACCUUCCCUUCGUAUCCAUCUCAAGACACAUCAAGUUAAACAGCCAAGCUCUACAUCUUCUGCCUACCAGUGUGUGAUAUGUGGGUGGCACCUGGCCAAUCCAGGAUCCCUGCGGAACCACAUGCACCUGCAUACAGGGGAACGUCCUUAUACUUGUCCCUACUGUCCCAAGUCAUUCCGUCAGCAAGGCAGUCUACGUGGGCAUCUUAGGUUACAUACAGGGGAGUGUCCUUACCGCUGCCAUUUCUGUGGAGAUGCCUUUCCAAAGCGUCCUGAGCUACUAUGUCAUCUGAUUUCCCACACAGGUGAGGCUCAUCUGUGCACUGUAUGUGGGAAAGCACUGCGUGAUCCCCACACAUUACAAGCUCAUGAACGCCUGCAUACAGGCGAGCGGCCUUUCUGCUGCCACCUUUGUCCCAAAUCCUAUCCUCUAGCAACAAAACUCCGACGUCAUCAGAAAGUCCAUCAUAGUGACAAGCCCUAUCAGUGUAAUAUUUGUGGUGUAGGCUACAGCCUCUCUCAGAAACUUCCACACCACAAGCUUGAGCACAAAGACAAUAUAGUCAAGGAUUUAUCCAAAUCUGACAUUAAAGAUCUUAAGGAUGCUGCCGUUUCAGAGCAGCCUGCUGUGUUGGUAGUGCACACACUGAGUAUGGCAGAGCCUGGCAGGAAAGCAAAAGUCCUCAUCUCUAAGUACACUGCAGUACAAGAGGGCUUUGGCCAGCACAAAGAUGUCAUUGAGAUUGCUGAGGAAGAAUGUAUCAUUGUGCAAGAGCAAGCAUCUCCCAAUAACAUGUUCAUUCUUCAAGAGGGUGUUGGUUUUAGUGCUGUGGCAGAAGUCGAGGUAGAAUUGGGAAGCUGAGCAUUGCAGUUAUUUUGCAUUAUCUGGAAUUUAUGUAUUUUAUUUAUUUGAAGAAUUGAUAUGGCCGCCCGUUCACUUUCAGUGACUGUAGGUAACUUACAAAAAAUAAAAAAAACAAUGUACAAAGAGUAAAAACAAUAAUUCCUUACCCCACCCCGGCAACAACAAGCAAGCAACAAACAUUUUGUUUUUUCAAUAAUUGUAAAAUCAGAAAGUCUUAAAACUGCAGAAUGCCAGAAACGUGCAGGUACAGGUAAUCCUCAAUUUACAAUUGUAAUGAAGCCUGUCCAUUAUAGUGAGAAGUUGUGUCUGUGGCCAUAAGUGGAGGAGUAUCUGCAUUUGACUUCAAAUAUGGUUGAAUUAUCAAUAUCGGUGCCUAGAGCCUUUAUGAUUGAAUUGGAUGCUAGGCUCAGGGAAUAGACCAGAAGUUAGUUAUUAAAAAUGUUCAUUAACUAACCUUUUAUGCACAGUCAAUAUUGGUUUAAAUUGAGCGAGGACUGUUUGUAUCUAUUUGCAGUUCUUAAAAAAAUACAGUGGUAAUGCAUACAAGCACUGAUCAGGUGAUUCAGUUAAAUGGUUUGAAUAACUCAAUUCGUUAUAUCCUUCCACAUGAAAUGUUUAACGUGGCUCAGAGAGCGAUCUGUCCAUUGACUAGCCAAGUUAUGUGAUUGAUAAGUGCAUACAACUUCUGCAGGGUCAUCAUACAUUAUGUUGGACAGGCUAAAUUAAAUCAUAUUGCAGUCUUGCUGAGAAUUAUAUGUCCUGAUAGUUGUGAUGUAGACAAAAUAUUUAUUUUGAGAUCAAGUAAAUAUCAAAAUUAAUAAAACAGUCUUUCCCAAAUCUCAUCAUGCAAUGUGGUGAAGCUCUUAACUCUAACUAUUGAUAUUUCAGUGUACUCUGAAUUUUCUUCGUUCUUCCCUAUAAGAACUUGGUUUUAUUUCUAAUAA
Pseudonaja textilis is the source of this 3083-nucleotide messenger RNA. Lineage: Eukaryota; Metazoa; Chordata; Lepidosauria; Squamata; Elapidae. The record is from RefSeq and is a predicted model, not a curated record.